AUGAAAAGUAAGUAGCAAUCAACUGCUGUUUAUACCAUAAAAGAUUUCAAGGUUCUUGUAAUUUGUGUAACAAUGGAAUUUCAGACGAUUUAAUUCGCAGAAAAUCAAACGUAAUCUUGCACCGCGACAGUUGCAAAGUGGAAAUCGCCGAUCCCUAUGACAAACGGAUAUUAUCUCAAUUUAGUCCGCAGGAUCAAAUAAAGCCGAAAUGUGAACCUUGGGAUAAGGAGAAAUCAACUCUGGUGGAUGGAGUCCUUAUGAUGACCAACGUGACAGAAAAUGAAAAGUGCUUAUAUAGGUAUGCGGGUCGUGCCGAUGAUCUUCGGCACCCUAGAAUUAUUUCUAAUACCCAUCAAUAACACCAAUUUUAUUUAAAUUUCAGCUGCAUUACCGCAGGUUUCAAUACUAUAAUCCUCGAUUAUUCUGAUUGGAAACGGAUUCCAAACAAAGGAGUAGAACCUCAAUGCGACAUAAUUGAAGUCCAAUGUUCAAUAAACGGAAAGCAAUCAUACAAGUUCCUCCAUCACCAACUAGUCAAAAAGUAGGACCGCUCUAAAGGCAUGCUUUUACUUCUAUCUUCAGACAAACCAAGGUAUCUAUCCCUUCAACCAAGCCAGACGUCCAUGUUUUCAUUCUGGACUCGGCUUCAAUGUCUCACGUCAUCAGAGCCCUUCCAAAGACUUUGGAUUACCUUAAAAAUUCAAUGGGUGCAACAAUAUUUCCCUAUAACAACAAAGCGCAAUAUAAAACCAAGCCCAAUUCGUACAUUAUCUACCACAACAAACGGAUAACUGAGACAAAGAAAACGCCGACAUCCAGGCCAUUUUACACCUACAGCAGAACGGAGAUCGACGCAUGUGCCGCCAAUAGUACGUACAUUCCAAGGCUAUACAAACAGAAAGGAUAUCGAGUCCUUCUGGAUGAGGAUUGGAGUGAGAAUAUGAUGGAGGGUUGCAAACCAGGGGAGACUCACCCAAUAGAUCAUAACUUAAUGUAAGAAUAGGUGUUACUCCCUAAAUAAGCUCGCACCUCAUAUACAUAAUAAAACGAAGGGAGACUGAAUAUGAAGGACCGAAUAUGAAGGACUGAAUAUGAACUUCAUAUUUAGUCUUUCAUAUUCAGUCAGUUCAUAUAUGGGAGGUGCUUUAUAAAUUUCAGCGCGCUAGUCCGUCCGAACCCUGCGGAUUUAGUCCAAAGUUAAAAGUUGCGCAAUCUUACAUAACGUUGCGCAAUUUCUCUCUUUGUAAAAAUUUCUGCCUUUCUCUGUCGGCUCCUCCUCCCCUCCCCCUUUUUCGUGAACUUUUAACUUUGGACUAAAUCCGCGGGGUUGGGAUGGACUAGCGCGCUGAAAUUUAUAAAGCACCUACCAUAUAUCAAGUCAGGCACCCAUAAUAAAAACCUGAUCUCUAUAUCGAUUAAAUUUUUAGCCCCUUUUGGAACCGGCUCCGCGACAUGUUUGCCGAUUCAAAUCAACUGAAAACUCUGCAUAAGCCAGAAGAUAUCGAAAACUAUCAUACGAACCUAUGGGACCGAUUCUGUUACGAAAGGCAUGAUCGGAUGCUCAAAUAUUUGGACCAAUUUAUUGAUGCCUAUGACGAUGAACCGAAGAUUUCAUUUUCUUGGUUCGGCUAUCUAAUGCAUGAUGUUCGAAGCGAUCUUUUCAUGUAUGACGAGGACUUUUUGCAAUUCUUUCAAAAGAUGAGCAAAAAAGUGAGGAUUACUACAAAAAAAAAUUGACGGAAGCAAAGCAAUAUUAAACGACCCCAUUUCAGUUCGAGAACUCUCACAUAUUCUUCAUGGCCGAUCACGGAUCACGUAUCUACCCGGACGAGUCCUUAUUCUUAGAUAGAAUAGAAGAUUACAAUCCAGCAUUGGUAUACAAACCUCCAAAGAAACUGCUAAACAACCAGAAAUUGAAAGAGCAACUGGAAAUCAACUCACAACAACUGGUGUCACAUUUCGAUGUCUACGCAACAUUAAUCGAUAUUCUUCAGGUAAUCUAUCGAAUUGCAAAUUACCUUUCAGAAUGGAGAUGCCUUCGAUACCGACUAUGACUUCGAAUCUCCAGCUGUCUCUGACCCGACAAUCCCCCUUACUGGCUCAAGUCUCCUUCGACCACUACCUCAACCUCGAAACUGCGAAACCCUCGGAUUACAUUUUGAAGCCUGUCUAUGUCAACUCCACGGAAACCCGGAGCCUGAGAUGGCCAACAAUCUCACUUACCGACUGGCUGAAGCUGCAGUCGACUACAUCAAUUACCAUCUAACCAUAAGCAAUAUUACUGCAGCCGUUAGAAUGGAUCAAGCAUGCGCGAAUCUAACCGUAUCUAACCAUUUUACACCUAUUGCGGAGAAGUAUUCGACGAAGAAUGACCAGGAGAACGUGUAUCGAGUGACAUUCAAGACGUCACCGGGAGAAGCACUCUUUGAUCCGUAUUUACAGGUAUCCAAUUAAUCGAUAUCGAUUUCCCAAUAUGACAACAAAUGAGCUAACGUUUUAGGUGCACGAAAACGGAGAGAUCGAGGUAGUUUCUACCUGGUUCAAGCGAAAAAACCGAUACCGGGCUCAAGUUGGAUGUCUGCAGGAAAUAACGGGUGUAAAAAUGGACUACUCUGACGACUUUUGUUAUUGUAAAAAUUUGCUAAAUUGA
Messenger RNA from Bursaphelenchus xylophilus (pine wood nematode), 2650 nucleotides. The record is from the annotation of a GenBank genome assembly. Lineage: Eukaryota; Metazoa; Nematoda; Chromadorea; Rhabditida; Aphelenchoididae.